Molecule: messenger RNA, 2129 nt
Organism: Ixodes scapularis (black-legged tick)
Lineage: Eukaryota; Metazoa; Arthropoda; Arachnida; Ixodida; Ixodidae
Product: protein PTCD3 homolog, mitochondrial
Exons: 26
Coding region: 33-2033 (666 amino acids)
Biological process (GO): mitochondrial translation
Cellular component (GO): mitochondrion
Molecular function (GO): rRNA binding; ribosomal small subunit binding; protein binding
Source: RefSeq, a predicted model, not a curated record
CAAAUUUUCAAUCCAAUCCAAGCCAAGUUAACAUGGCGGCCCGCAGCGUGCUUGCAUGCCGCGAGUAUGUUUACAACAAGAAACUACUAUUCGCGACACACGCCUGCAUUAGGUCUCUUUCAGCACAGCCCGCAGCAGGCACCCCGCCUGCAGGUUUUGGAGACCGAGAUACCAUCAUCAUACCGAAAAGAAUUCGCAGGGGGCCUACAGAUAUCCUGAAGGCUCUGGCAUCUACGGUUGAUCAAGAUUAUACUGCCCCUCACUACAAGUACCAUGAUGACCCGUUCUUCAUACCAGCCAGUAAUGUGGCCAAAAGAACAUAUGCCCUUGCAAAGGAAUCUGGGCGAAAAGCAGCCAAGUACUUCCUGGACAAAUACCCAAACAGCUUUUAUAAUAACCCCGCAGAACCAAACAUAGAGGCGUUCAAUGCCAAGAAAAAAUACACAGCAGAAAGUGAUGUUGUGGAGAUGGACCUCACGAAAUGUGUCGAUGCUGCAGAUGUGGACAGUGCCAUUGUGGUGUAUCAUAAUCUGAAGACUAAAGGAGUGCAAGUUUCACAGGAGUCUUUGCAAUCUUUGCUGGAGCUGCUUUGCUUCUACAACUGCAAACAACCGCUGGAUGAAGAUUUGACAGAGGAGCGCUGGCAUCGCCAAAUGGCCCCAAGGGAAACCAGAAAAUCCUGGAAGGAUGGAGGUCUUGCAGAGCAGGUAUUUGAUAGCCUGGAGAACAAGGACAGUAGGGCCUAUGCAGCAGUCAUCCAGGGAAUGGCUAAGCACUUUCAAGUGGACAAGGCCUACGAGCUCUUCAAGGAGAUGCAAAGCAAGGGACUGACACCUUCCAUUGAAGUGUACAAUGGGCUUCUGAGUCUGGUGCCUUUCCUCAGAGAAGGCUACGACAACAGAUGGGAUCUCGCUAAUGAGCUGAUGAAGGGCAUUGAGAACGAUGGUCUCAAGCCCAACAUCAGCACGAUGAACAAUGUUCUCGAAAUAAUCUCAAGGUUUGGUGCCUCCCCUUCUGCAAGGAAGUACGCACUGCAGACAUUCUCUGAGAUGAAGCACAUCGGAGUGGAACCAAGUCUUGCCAGUUACUACUACCUUUUGGUCAUCUUCUGCAAGACACGGGGCGCACCAAGUACAAUCCUGCACAACAUCAUGAAAGAGCUCGAGAACAAGACCUUCGAGAUACGGGAUCCCAAAGACGUGUUCUUCUUUGUCAGUGCAAUGGAUGUGUGUCACAGCCAUUUGCUCGACAAAGAACUGGCCUACAAAGUUCAUGCCUUGCUGAGCUUUGGAGGAAACUACAACCUGAUUGGUGACUCCUUCAAGGAAUCCAUCUAUUACCAACAUUUCUUCAAGCUCCUCUGCUCGACUGAAAAUAUUGACACAUUUUUUGACAUCUACAACAAGUAUGUACCAAAUAUCUACACUCCUGAGCCAAGUGUGAUCUGCGAAAUAAUUGAGGCAGUUGACCUCAGUGGUGCAGUCGAGUACUUGCCUCAACUGUGGUCAGACAUUAUCUUGUUUGGUCACUACGAGAGAGAAAAUGUUGUCAAGGCUGUGCUUGAAGUUAUGGCCAAGAGAAAGCAGGAGUCCAAACUCCAAGCACAAUUUGCUGUUAUUGCUGCAGACAUCAAUGAGAGAUGCGAUGGUGAUCAAGAAACACGACGCACGCGACCUAUUCAGUGGACAGGACAGAUGUUUGGCAAGAUGAUCAGUGUGUUCCUGAAUGCAGAGAGGCUUCAGGACGCUUGGCAGAUUAUGCAGAAACUUGACAAGGAACAGCAUCGAAUACUUGGAUAUCCUGAGCAAGAAUGCUUGAAGAAAUUCUGCCAGGCCUGUCUUGACAACUCCGAUGAAACAAAAGCUCUUUUCUGUGCAAGGUAUGCUGCCGAGAUUGGGCUGACAGAUGUGGGGGAGCACCUGAGACAGGGUGAAAACAUCAAGAAGCUGUCAGAAAACGCAAAACAAAAACUCGCAGAGCUCCUGAAUUCAUCUGCACUCAACUCUUCAGAAAUCUACAGUAAGGAGGACUGAGCCUCCCUAUUUUGUGAAUGUACUAUAGGCUAUAGUGUAUAAUAAAAUGGGAUGAUCGCCUCACAGAGAUGGCAAUAAAACAAAAACAAGUAUAAA